UUACAAAAAAAAAAAAUUAAUUACAGUUCUCAAUGAUGUCCAUCAAUGGUGAUGUUUACCAAGAAAAAAACAACCCAUUGACCAGCACCUACUGGAUUUUGCAAAUCUUUUGACUUUUUUGUUCUCACUGCUCAUUCAUGGAAACAGCAACCCUUAAUUAAUUCCCAUUACCCUCAUACAAAUACAGCCUGCCAUUUUUAUUUGUUACCCGUUGAACCUUUUCUCCGAGUAGUUUAAACUGGGGAAAAAAAUGGCAAAGAGCUUCAUCUUCCUGAUCAUGGCUUUUCUCUUGCUAUUUACUGCACAAUGCAGACAUCUGUCUACCAGUAUUAAGCAACAGGUUGAUAUCCCAAAGAUACUAUUUUCUUCACCGGAAUGGAGUUCCAUUGAUGAGGAGUGCAAAGGUUUGGAUGAGGAUGCAUGUCUGGUUAAGAGGUCCUUGGCUGCUCAUACGGAUUAUAUUUACACCCAACAAAACAUUGUACCUUGAUCCUUUUUGUGUGUUGUUUUUCUUUGAAUAAUGAACAAACUCCUUACUUGCUCCUUCCAAGUUAUUAUUAGGACCCCAAUUGAGUGGUCAACUUGUCGUUCAUAUUCUAAUUACAUGCCUUGUUUCA
Messenger RNA from Gossypium raimondii (Peruvian cotton), 617 nucleotides. RefSeq names its product phytosulfokines. Gene Ontology annotation, molecular function: growth factor activity. Lineage: Eukaryota; Viridiplantae; Streptophyta; Magnoliopsida; Malvales; Malvaceae. Gene Ontology annotation, cellular component: extracellular region. The record is from RefSeq and is a predicted model, not a curated record. The coding region runs from base 251 to 490 and encodes 79 amino acids. Gene Ontology annotation, biological process: cell population proliferation. The transcript is spliced from 2 exons.